This is a messenger RNA of Athene cunicularia (burrowing owl), 525 nucleotides long. RefSeq names its product protein S100-A4-like. The record is from RefSeq and is a predicted model, not a curated record. The coding region runs from base 129 to 431 and encodes 100 amino acids. NCBI's taxonomy places the organism in Eukaryota, Metazoa, Chordata, Aves, Strigiformes, Strigidae. The transcript has 3 exons. Gene Ontology annotation, molecular function: calcium ion binding; transition metal ion binding. Gene Ontology annotation, cellular component: cytoplasm.
UCCCACCCGGGUAGCGAGGGAGGUGUCCCAGGCGGGGCUAUAAAUGCCGUGGCCUGACGCCGGCUCGCCUCCCGCCCUGCCCGUCCCUCGGCUGUUCCCUUGGAGCUGUCGGCUUGCUGGUGUCCCCCAUGGCGUGUCCCCUGGAGCAGGCGCUGGCCGUGAUGGUCGCCACCUUCCACAAGUACUCGGGGAAGGAGGGGGACAAAUACAAGCUCAGUAAGCAGGAGCUCAAGGACCUGCUCAUGAAGGAGCUGCCCAGCUUCAGCAGACAAACCAGCGAGGCCAGUUUACAGCAGCUCAUGCGCAACCUGGACAGCAACAGCGACAGCGAGGUGGAUUUCCAAGAGUACGUGACCUUCCUGGCCUGCAUGGCCAUGAUGUGCAACGACUUCUUCCAGGACUGCCCCGACAAGAUGCCACGCAAGAAGUGAGCGUGGGGGCCCCGGGCCGCACCGCUGCCCCCAUGACCCUCCUGCUGUCUUCCCGAUGUUCUUUCAAUAAACGUUGUUUUCAACAAAAUCCUCU